This is a messenger RNA of Drechmeria coniospora, 882 nucleotides long. RefSeq lists its product as uncharacterized. Gene Ontology annotation, molecular function: tRNA-intron lyase activity; nucleic acid binding. The record is from RefSeq and is a predicted model, not a curated record. NCBI's taxonomy places the organism in Eukaryota, Fungi, Ascomycota, Sordariomycetes, Hypocreales, Ophiocordycipitaceae. Gene Ontology annotation, biological process: tRNA splicing, via endonucleolytic cleavage and ligation; tRNA-type intron splice site recognition and cleavage. Gene Ontology annotation, cellular component: tRNA-intron endonuclease complex. The coding region runs from base 1 to 882 and encodes 293 amino acids. The transcript has a single exon.
AUGUCCGACUUGGAAACAACAUGGCCGGAUGUCGUUUCCCCUGUUCGCAUCAGCAAGAUUGCCGAUCGGUUUCUUGUGUUUGAUCCUGACGCGGCCGCGGUACUACGGCGUGUGAAUAAUGUCAAUGGAACCCUUUUUGGCACCACGCCACAGCAACCCACGCAAAAUACCUUCCUCGGCUUACCAUUAGAAUUACGACCGGAGGAAGCCAACUCACUGGUUCGUCGCAGGGCGGCAUAUAUCGUCGACGAUGUCGCUGCUCAUGGAUCAGUUUUGUUGUCCUCCAGCCAUGAUGUCCGCAAAACCUUUGCAGAAAGCUUACGACGAUAUAAGCGAGUUGCAGAGCAGGCACUCGCCGAGAACAGCGCCAAGAAGGCUGCCGAUAUGGCUGUUCAGCUGCGACUGAGCAGACCCAGCCAUGGCGUCAGCGUCAAUGCCGUGUGUAAUGAGCAGCGCCAACCUCACUCCCUGGAAGAGAGUUGUCCACAUAGCCAAGUUGGCAAUGAGGCAAAAUUUUGGGGCAUAACGCCGGCAUGCAGCGGUGAAUUAGUUCCCCAAAACGUGGACUCUAGAUUCUGCGUGGCGCAUGCCGUUAACGGGCCUCUCUGUCAUUUCCUGCAAGAUGCGGGCUAUUACAUGACCCCCGGCCUGCGCUUUGGUGCCCACUACAGCGUGUAUCCAGGGGACCCUUUACGUUUCCACGCGCACUUCAUGGCAAAUCAGUAUGGCUGGGACGAAGAAAUCCCCAUCUUAGACGUAGUGUGUGGUGGGAGACUGGCAGCAGCAGUUAAGAAAGCCUUUCUGCUCGGAGGUGAACCAGUGCCUUCAGAAGGCUCGCACCCUGCUGUGCGGACAUUCAGCGUGGAAUGGGCUGCCAUGUGA